AUGACUAAGUGUUCUAAACAAUUCCUUUCGAAUGCGGGUGGUAACACUGCUAUCUAUAGACCGGAUUUGGUUCGCCAUUCUUACUUUCCCGUCGUAGACGAAACGAUAAGCGAGUCUUUUCUUUCUGUCAUAUACGUUUCCAUCUUAUUUUCAUUUUCAUCUAUCUAUCUAUCUAUCUAUCUAUCUAUCUAUCUAUCUAUCUAUCUGUAUGCAUAUUUCUGGCUUCUAAUCUAUCUAUCUAUCUAUCUAUCUAUCUAUCUAUCUAUCUGCAUACUUCUUCUCUCUGUCUGCAUAUUUCUGUCUGCUAAUCUAUCUAUCUAUCUAUCUGCAUAUUUCUGUCUGCUAAACUAUCUAUCUAUCUAUCUAUCUAUCUAUCUCUUUUUUGUUCCAUUUCUUUCUGUUAUUGUUAUUUUGACUCUUUUCCUUUCAUCUUUUAUAAUUAUUUUGUCUUUGCCUUUCUUCUUUCAUUCUUUCCUUUUUCCUCUUCCUUAA
Molecule: messenger RNA, 492 nt
Organism: Acanthosepion pharaonis
Lineage: Eukaryota; Metazoa; Mollusca; Cephalopoda; Sepiida; Sepiidae
Source: the annotation of a GenBank genome assembly